AUGGAGAUUUUUUUCCUUCUGAUGAAUAGCAUUAUUAACUUGUGGAAGAUCCCCAGCUCCAUGUCCUUAGUAGUGGACAUGGGCUUUGCAAUAAUGUGCGGAGUGCGGCUCUUUUACCUACUAAUCCCAUUCCUGAAGGAGUAUCCAGAGUCACCACCACCUGGAAGCCAAAAGAACAUCCCAAAGGUGGUGAAGAGGGCGCAGAGGAAGGGCAAAAAGAAAACUGCUCCUGUGAAAGCUUGCAGAAACAGCCCAAAGAAUACACAGGAUACCCAGAAUGCAUCACGACCUAUGGAAAGGCCCAUCCAUCAUCCUAUACUGGACUCCUUUCCCCACCCCUUUUGGUACUCUAAGGAGAAACUGAAUCAGCUUUCCCUCCCGCAACUGUUUUCUUACCUCAAGGUCUUAGAGGCCCUGAUACACCAGAAAUUUAACCAACUUUUAUGUGGCAUAUCCUCUGUGAUCUCUGAGGCAGUUGUGGCUACUGCCUGGGUCUCCAAGAAAUCCUUCUCAGGAGGGUGUAAAUGUGUAAGGUUUAAUGAUACAAGUGACCCUAACCAACCUUUAUCUGUGCCUAAAGAACCUCCACAGCUUUUCCAAGACCAGCACUUUCCCCACCAACAUGUGACAAGGAGCAUGGUAGGUCUUCCAAGCUCUAUACCAAAACAGACAUCCCCUCCAAAAGUAAAUGAGCCCUGGCAACACAGACUAAAUUGGAACGACAUCACAGGCUAUGACAUACAAAAAUGUCAAGCAGCCAUUAGCCAGCCCACUGACAACUUAUCUGGGGAGUGUCUGCCCACUAAAGCUAUCAGGUCAGCCUCCAUUUGUCCUGGGCAUUAUCAAAUGAUCCACCAUCAUGAGGACCCACAGCAUGAAAAGAAGGCAAUUAAUGUGGGAGAACACAAAGGUAUCCAUGUCAGAUUCUGUCCAUCAGGUAAACUGAUAAAGCUUCAGGAAGAUUACCAACCAAAUGGUGGUGGUUAUUGCAAGGACCAGCCUAACCUUAACCAGCCUGCCCAGCCCUCCAUCCUCAAUUCCAAACGUGACAAGUGCAGCCGGAUGAUGAGUUCUGUGCCAACAUUGAUUCCCUUAAAGAGUGCCAGAGCAAGUUCAGCCAUAUUUAACAAGGUUGUAGACAAAAAUCUGCCUUGUACUUCAAGCAGCACUCCUGGGAAGGGUCGGGAGCCCAGGAACCCUGCACUGAAGACAGAUAAGCUGCUCUCUAUAAACACCAGCAAUGAUCUUUCCUUCAUUGAUCCAAAUACAAAAAUGAAGCUGGAAGCAAGCAUCACGCAGUUUCCUGUGAAAUACAGAAGAUUUCCCUGUGUUUCCAAGGCUGAAUUCUAUUCCAAGACUGCAAUGAUCUUGGAAAAAUUGCAUCACCAAGAUCCAGGAGGGAAAAGGGUAGAAACGCUAUCAUCUGCCAGGCUGCAACAUCCCCUGUUUGAACACUCGUGUCCAGAUGUUUGGGAGACUCAAAGAACCCCUCCACCUGCUGCCAGUCGUGGGCCCACAAGGUCCAAUCCAGAUCAAUGGCUGAGAAACAACAGUGUUCAACCCUAUACUUCCUGCUUGCAGGCAAAACACCAGCAGAGCAGGACUAUCCAAGCAACUGUGAGAGGCACCCUGCAGUCAAAUACCAGCCCAGGAAUGGCUAAGCAUGCACCCUGGAAGCAGUCUCAAGAUGCAGCUUUAGCACAUCCCCACUUGAGUGCACCAACCCUCAACCCUGAAGACAGUUUCUCACCUUCUAUGGCCAAACAAACCAACUUACUGAAGGUAAAAGAGCUACCUCAUGCAUGGAGGGUGAGUGUGGGUUCUAGUGAGAUUCCCAAGGGGCAAGCCAUCAAUAUCUCUUUCAAGGGCUAUGAGUCUGUAGACUAUCUCCAAACACCUUCUACUCAAAACUCAGGGGACAUUAAAAUAGCUGGAGACAGAGUGGCUCAUUCUAAAAGCUCACUGAAGAACAUCACCAGAAAUGCUGUCCAAUUUGAAAACAUCAGCACAAAAUACCAGGGACAGGGAGAUUCUUUGAGGAAUGAAAGCCCUCUAUCAGUUAGGGACCUACAAGAGGAAGUAGAUAGGAAAAAUCUCAUCUACAGUACAGCAGUUGAGCUACAAUACCACAUAAAUACUCUGCUCCAAAACGUGGAGGAUAAUGAAGACAAGCCAUCAAAACUCACCAUAGAUCCUGUGACCCAGUUCGAAUUGGGAUCUCCACAUCGAAGCCCCAAGGGUCACAACAAUUCAUUCAGAUACAAAGAAAUUAGAGGCAAACAAGAGCCAGGCAUUGGCUAUAAAGCCUUUGACCCCCAUCAAAAUACAAGAAAAGGAAUGGGCCAUGGUCACCUUCUGAGUCCCAAAGAGAACCAUCCAGUCAAGGACAGGGGAAAUGGAGGCCAGGAGCCAGCUGUUGCUGCCUGGGAAGUCUCUGACCAAGAUAAAAUUAGAACAAAGAGUGGAAAGGAGUGUUCUCCACACAGAAGCCCCGAGAUGCAUAACCAUUCUCCGAGAUACACAGAAAUCAGAGACAAAUCACAGCCCAGUGUUAAUGACCAGCAAGCUUGUGACCAUCAUCUGAAUAUCCUGAAUAGAAUAACUUUUGACAACCUCCUCACUCCCAAGGGAAAGAAUCAUGCAUGUCGUCACAGGGUAACUGGAGACAAGCAGCAGUUAGAGCUUGCUGACCAGAAAGCCUGUGACUCUGGUCAAAGUACAAGGAGUGGAAUGGGCUCCUGUCCACAUGGAAACUCCAAGUGGCACAACCUUCCAUUCAGAUACAGAGAGAUUGGAGAAAAAGCACCACUGGGUGUUAAUGCCCAGAGAACCUGUGACCAACAUCCACACAGUGUGAAAGGAAGAGGCUUUGACCACCUCCCCAGUCCUGAGAGGAACCGCCAUCCCCACAGUUCCAAAGUAGUUGGAGAUGAGCAGCAGUCAAGUCUUGCUCACCAGAGAGCCUAUGAUGCAGGACAAAUUAAAAAGAAGAGUGGAAUGGCUAGGUGUCCAUACAGAUGUCUGGAUGUGUACAACUUUUCAUUCCGACAUGGAAUAAUUGAAAACCAGCAACAGACAGGCAUUGUCCUUAGAAUCUGUGAGCAACGUCAAAGCAUAAAAGAAGGAAAGGGCCAAUCUAUGAGCCCCAAAGUGAACCAUUCUGUCAAGCACAGGGGACACGGAGGCCAGGACCAAUCUGGCCUCUCUGCCUAGAGAGCCUCUAACCUGAGGUAG
Messenger RNA from Apodemus sylvaticus (European woodmouse), 3234 nucleotides. RefSeq lists its product as uncharacterized. NCBI's taxonomy places the organism in Eukaryota, Metazoa, Chordata, Mammalia, Rodentia, Muridae. The record is from RefSeq and is a predicted model, not a curated record.